ACACUGUUCGAGAAGUGGUCUGAAGAACGUCGGAAGCUCGGUGUUGACGAGUGGGCACCCUUCGAGAACGAGGAGGAGUGGGAGUUGUUCAGCUGGCUGAUAAAGCACGUUGGUCAAAACGACAUAGAUGAGUUCCUGAAGCUCUCGAUUAUCAAAAAUCGGUGCAAACUGUCAGCGACAAGCAAGUACAAGUUCUUCAAGCAGGUAGACGACUUGCCGACAGGCGUCAAGUGGAAGUGCGACGACAUCACUGUAACCGGAGAUCGAGUUGGUGACGACGACAAGACAAUGACCGAGGAGCUUGAGCUGUGGAUACGAGACCCUGUCGAGUGUAUCCGUGAGCUCAUCGGAAACCCAGCAUUCCGUGAGUACAUCGCCUACGCACCUGAGCGGGUGUUUGCCGAUGAAGCUGGGACCAAUCGGAUCUUCGAUGAGAUG
This is a messenger RNA of Fomitopsis serialis, 438 nucleotides long. RefSeq lists its product as uncharacterized. The annotation marks the transcript as partial. NCBI's taxonomy places the organism in Eukaryota, Fungi, Basidiomycota, Agaricomycetes, Polyporales, Fomitopsidaceae. The record is from RefSeq and is a predicted model, not a curated record. The transcript is spliced from 2 exons.